AACCAGUUGUCAGUUCGCUUUGAGCCUUACUACCGUAUACAUAUAUAUUAUGCUGCAUUCGAUAAUAAUCAACUCAGUAGGGUGCACGAGUUAGCAUUAUUUCAGUGAUCGCUUUCAGUGCUCAAAUGUCAAAAAUAUUUAACUGUUGCUCAAAAGAUACAGAGUCCAGUCAUUUGAACGGGAUGAAUAAAGAAUUAGCGACGAUGGAAAAUAAUGUUGAUAAAAUUAAAGACUGUGAUAAAGUUGAUAGAGGUAUACCAAAGGCCGAACACAUGAAUGGAUACCAUGGGUGUCCUUUUAGUGAGAAAGUGGACAUUGAUAGUGAGAACGAGAAGAGAUUAGUGAAACCGAACUUACGUUUGAAAGUUCCACAACCGUUAAGACUGAAGAAUCAUAUGUUUGCUGAAGAGAACCUGGAUACGUUGCAUUCGCAUAUCGACGAUGUUACACACUUUAACACAAAAUGCUCAGAGAAAGUAUGCCAAAGCAGUAUCAUGGAUAUCCCCGGUCGAGGGAACGCUCCGAGGAGUCCAGAGGAAGUCUUCAAAGAUGCAGAGACGUUUAUACGACAGUACUUCUCUUCAAUAAAAAGGGAAAAUUCAGACGCUCACUUGGCCAGAUUACGAGAGGUCGAUAAAGAGAUACAGGCAAGUGGAACGUACCAGCUAAAGACUCCAGAAUUGGUGUUUGGCGCGAAACUAGCUUGGAGGAACGCUGCGAGGUGUAUUGGAAGGAUACAGUGGAAGAAAUUACAAAUAUUCGACUGCAGAGAAGUAACAACCGCCAGUGGAAUGUUUGAAGCACUCUGCAAUCAUAUCAAAUAUGCGACAAAUAAAGGAAAUAUAAGGUCAGCGAUAACUAUAUUCCCGCAGCGCACGGACGGUAAACACGAUUAUCGGAUAUGGAAUCCGCAACUCAUCACCUACGCUGGUUACCUCCAACCGGACGGUUCGGUGCUUGGUGACCCUGCUAGAGUAGAAUUUACUGAGAUAUGUAUCCAACUGGGUUGGAAGCCACCGCGCACCGCGUGGGACGUGCUGCCUUUGGUGCUGUCAGCUGAUGGGAGAGACCCAGAGUACUUCGAGAUCCCUCGUGAAAUUAUUAUGGAGAUUAACAUUGAGCAUCCUAGCUACGACUGGUUUAAAGACCUAGGCCUUAAAUGGUACGCCCUACCAGCGGUCUCUAAUAUGAGAUUGGAUUGUGGUGGCUUAGAAUUCACCGCCACCGCCUUCAACGGGUGGUAUAUGGGCACAGAAAUAGGGUGUCGCAAUCUGUGUGACUCUAACCGAUUGAAUAUUGUUGAGUCAGUAGCAUGCAAAAUGGGUUUGGACACAAGUUCAUACGUCUCUCUUUGGAAGGAUAAAGCACUAGUGGAAGUAAACAUCGCCGUACUACACAGCUUUCAUAGAGACAAUGCGUCUAUAGUCGAUCAUCAUUCGGCUUCUGAGCAGUUUAUCAAACACUUGGACAAUGAAAAUAGAAGCAGGGGCGGAUGUCCCUCCGAUUGGAUAUGGAUCGUCCCACCAAUGUCAUCCUCACUGACGGCUGUGUUUCAUCAAGAAAUGGCUUUGUAUUACGUACGGCCGUCAUAUGAUUAUCAAGAACCCGCGUGGAAGACCCACCAGUGGAGCAAGUCUGACGGCAACAAGGCGCGACGCAAGUUUCACUUCAAGCAGAUCGCGAGAGCCGUCAAGUUUACAUCCAAACUCUUCAGCCAAGCACUGUCUAAACGCAUCAAAGCGACCAUCCUGUACGCGACGGAGACGGGCAAAUCUGAGCUGUACGCGAAGGAGUUAGGGACGAUAUUCGGACACGCGUUCAAUGUGCAGGUCCAAUGUAUGUCAGACUACGAUAUUUUCUCGAUAGAGCACGAAACACUCCUUCUCAUCGUAACUUCAACUUUUGGCAACGGCGAGCCUCCUGCGAAUGGCGUCACAUUCGCGGAGCAUCUUUUUCAAAUGUUGUAUAAUGAAAAGAAAAAUGAUCAAGCGGAUAGUGCUGGUUACAAAACUCCCACACCAAAGUCAUUAAUGCGAGCAAACAGUGUGAUGACACCGCGUAAUGAAUACAAAAGACAACUGUCGCGAUUGGAGUCCAGUCGAAGCAACAAUGAAUAUAAACGACAAUUAACACGUUUAGAAUCGAAUAAAAGUAGCAUUGGUGGAACAUCAAGCGCGGAAAAUAUUGGUCCUUUGAGCAACGUCUGUUUUGCUGUUUUUGCCCUGGGUUCAAGCGUGUAUCCAAAAUUCUGCUUUUUUGGUAAAACUGUGGAUAGAGUACUAGAAGACUUGGGUGGGGAAAGACUGUUAGAGGUUAAUUGUGGAGACGAAAUGUACGGUCAGGAACAGCAAUUUAGAACUUGGUCAUCCAAUAUAUUCCACGUCGCGUGUGAAACGUUCUGCUUGGAAGAAAAUGAUACAAUCAAAGAUGCUGAAAAGUCGUUUGGUGUGAUUCCUAUUACAAAAGAUACAGUUAGAUUCAGCAACGUUGAAAAAGGUUUACCUAUCAAAAAUGCACUUGAAGAAAGUUAUAAGAAACACUUUAUUACGUGCAGGGUUAAAGAAAACAAACCUUUGGGAGAUUUUUCAUCGGACCGAGCGACGAUAUUUGUGGAUAUGGAAGUUGAUUCCGAAUUUAAAUAUGAACCUGGAGACCACGUGGGUAUUAUGGCUUGUAACCGCAAGGAAAUUGUAGACACCGUGUUAUCAAGACUGAAAGACGUAGAUCAUAUCUAUGAUAGACCAGUACAGCUGCAAGUGAUGAAAGAAACUCUUACACCUACGGGAGCUAUAAAAACUUGGGAAAAGCAUGAACGGCUACCAGCAGUAACAGUACGGGAAUUGUUUACCAGAUUCUUAGACAUAACUACACCACCAUCAUCGAAAGUCUUGAAGUACUUAGCGAGUGCAUGUACUGAUACCAGUGAUGCCGAAUGUAUAAAAGAGCUCAUAGAGGAUUCAAACAAGUUUGACGAUUGGAGGUACCAUUACUAUCCCCACUUGGCCGAAGUUUUAACUCAAAUACCGUCGUGUAGGCCUCAGGCUUCAGUCCUAGUUGCGUUAUUGCCUCCGUUACAACCUAGAUUUUAUUCUAUAUCGUCAUCGCCAUUGGCUCAUCCUAAAAGAAUACAUGUCACUGUUGCCGUUGUUCAAUAUAAAACACAGAAUGGCGAAGGUUCAACUCAUUACGGUGUUUGCUCAACAUAUUUACAAAGUCUUAAAGUAAAUGACGAGGUCGUUGCAUUUAUAAGAAGAGCUCCUAAUUUCCAUAUGCCAUCUGAUAUUUCCGUUCCUCUCAUAUUAGUGGGUCCAGGAUCUGGCAUUGCGCCUUUUAGAGGUUUCUGGCAUCAUAGAAGACAUUUAAUUCAAAAUAACGGUUCCGAAGCUGGACCUCUUUGGUUAUUCUUCGGAUGUAGGUACAGGGGAAUGGAUUUAUAUAAAGACGAGAAAGAAGAAGCCGUCAAAGAUGGAGUUAUUACAAAAGCUAUGGUAGCGUUUUCCAGAGAAGAAUGUAUAAAUAAGAAACAUGUACAAGCACUAUUGGAAGAUGAAGGUGCUGAAAUAAGUAAAAUACUUCUAGAAAAAGGUGGACAUUUUUAUGUGUGCGGUGACUGUAAGAUGGCAGAAGAGGUGCAACAAAAGUUGAAAGAAAUAAUUAAAAACCACGGAAAAUUGACAGACACAGAAGUCGAUGACUUUAUCUUGGUCUUGAUGGAGGAAAACAGAUAUCAUGAAGAUAUUUUUGGAAUCACAUUGCGUACUUCAAUCGUACACACGGCAUCUCGAGAAACUGCAAAGAGGACUAGGCUAGAAUCUGGGCAAUCUCAGACAUAGAUUUGAAGCAAUCAUUUCCUUUAAAAGUAUUAUAGAUAGACAUAUUAAAUGAGACCAGUGUUUAUGGACUUAAAACGUUAAUGUUUAAGAAAAUACUUUUGUAUUACCUUAUCAUUUAAGGUUUCUCAAUUAAUAUAAAAUUAAUUUAAGUAUAUAUUAAAUUAUUUUUGUCCCUUUAGAAAGACAAAACUAGUGUAUAAGUGCUUAAUAUUUAAGCUAAUAAUCUUGUUUUUUACCUUUGUAAUCAGAUAUUAAAGAUAAGUUGCAAAACAAUUUUCCAAAUUAACCUGUUAAGCUUU
This is a messenger RNA of Zerene cesonia (dogface butterfly), 4132 nucleotides long. It is a transcript of the gene NOS1, whose product is annotated as nitric oxide synthase-like. Bases 126 to 3833 code for a protein of 1235 amino acids. NCBI's taxonomy places the organism in Eukaryota, Metazoa, Arthropoda, Insecta, Lepidoptera, Pieridae. The transcript has 22 exons. Gene Ontology annotation, molecular function: FMN binding; calmodulin binding; flavin adenine dinucleotide binding. The record is from RefSeq and is a predicted model, not a curated record. Gene Ontology annotation, biological process: nitric oxide biosynthetic process.